AUCCACACCCACUGGCGGUCGCUUCUAAGUGGGUGUCUUCUUCCCCGACUGCCCCGAGCCAAUCCGCAUUCCGAAGAGGGGCACCUGCCGCAACAGCGCCCCAGCCUGGGAAAUGUGGUUGACCUUUGUUGCUCGUUAUCGAACUUCUUAUUGUUGGCCAGCUCGACACGUCGUCUUCAUGUUAGCGAUGGACCGGAAGGCUACUACGAGUAA
Colletotrichum abscissum is the source of this 213-nucleotide messenger RNA. RefSeq lists its product as uncharacterized. The transcript has a single exon. NCBI's taxonomy places the organism in Eukaryota, Fungi, Ascomycota, Sordariomycetes, Glomerellales, Glomerellaceae. The annotation marks the transcript as partial. The record is from RefSeq and is a predicted model, not a curated record.